AUGCAGGAACCCUAUAUGCAAGAGGACAAGUUGGUCAAUGAUGAUCAACUUGCGAAUCGACGAGCGCGUGGAAGACGGGCUCAGCGGGAGUUCCGCCAGAGACAGAUUGACACCAUCAACGAGCUCCAGGCCAGCAAAGAGUCCAUGCAGGCCGCCAUAGCCUCAAUAGCGCGCGCUGGGGCUCAGCAAGACAGCGCCGGAAUGACUGCAGCAGUGCGCGACGCGUGUCGGCUCGCUGGGGUCGAAAUACCCCAAGAAACAGGCUUGACACGUGUAGACCCCCCGAGUUGCUCUGUCCGUGAAGAGCCCCCGGCGCAGGAAUCAUCAGAGGUGGCUGGCGCCAGAACGGUUUCAUGGGAACAGGAGCCAGGCACCACAAAUAUUCAAAGACAGUCUCCUCCCAUGUUGCGCAGAGCUCCCUAUACAGGUGGGCUGGGCUUUGAGAAGUUCCAUCAUGAAUCGGGAAGAAUGUCGCCAACACUCGGCUACGGCCUCUGGUUCGGCCCCGAGACUUCCAUCCCAAUCGAGUAUCCGCCCAUGGACAUUGUUCCAUAUCUCCAAGACGGCUCUUCGCUCGCCAUUACUGUGUUUUGGACCAGCCUGUCUUGGGGCUUCCAGAUACUCGGCGCCGCGCUCGGAGGGAACAUUGAGGCGGUGGCUACAGCCCAAAACAUAUUCAGUGCUAUUAUAUCCACCAGUCCUGGCCGAGAUGUCUUGAACGGCAUCCACGCCCGCCUGAUAUAUCGUAAGACGGGAACGAUUGAUCGAGACCAUCCCGGCAACAGGCCAGAGCAGUCCCCAGGGAUAUUGGCAGCCAUGACCAGGCUAUGCGAAGAUAACGGAACCCCAUUGGAGACUUUCCUAACGCCCAUUGCGAUGGAGGAUCUGCUGAGAAACAGGCUAGGUCCUGCUUACGAUGUGAUUGAUCGGACUGUGCGCGGGUGCGGCUCGCCAGAGGAAAUAGCCCGCCUUCGUGGGCUGGUUCGGAUGAUGACUAUAAGUAGUAUAUGUCUCGGGGACGGGCCACGGUGGUCAACUGAGAAGGCGGAGGACGUGGUUACGUAUUGGGCUCAUAGCGCCGGUUUACAUAUAUGUUGA
This is a messenger RNA of Fusarium odoratissimum NRRL 54006, 1098 nucleotides long. RefSeq lists its product as uncharacterized. Lineage: Eukaryota; Fungi; Ascomycota; Sordariomycetes; Hypocreales; Nectriaceae. Bases 1 to 1098 code for a protein of 365 amino acids. The transcript has 2 exons. The record is from RefSeq and is a predicted model, not a curated record.